Penicillium manginii is the source of this 1548-nucleotide messenger RNA. RefSeq lists its product as uncharacterized. Gene Ontology annotation, biological process: transmembrane transport. NCBI's taxonomy places the organism in Eukaryota, Fungi, Ascomycota, Eurotiomycetes, Eurotiales, Aspergillaceae. Gene Ontology annotation, cellular component: membrane. The transcript is spliced from 4 exons. Gene Ontology annotation, molecular function: transmembrane transporter activity. The record is from RefSeq and is a predicted model, not a curated record. The coding region runs from base 1 to 1548 and encodes 515 amino acids.
AUGCCCCUUCUCCCUGUCAUUCAAAAUCUCGCCCUUUUUAUAUUCCACCGAUUCCCGACCUGGCUCACAAGUCACACCUAUGUUCUCAACAGCAACAAUGGCCGGAAGAAAUUGCUAAUUCUCGUUGCCUGCGGCAUAUUCAUUCUCGCGGCCGAUUUUGGAUUUUUUCUGUCACAAGCGCCGCAGACAGCUAUCUUUGAACAGAUAAUUUGUCGCAAUUAUCUCAUCAAUUCGCGCGAUGACGUGAAUGCAAGCCUACUUAAUUCUCCCUCGGACGAUCCAUGUAAAUCCGAGGCUGUGCAGGGAGAGCUCGCUCUCAUCAAUGGGUACAAAGAAACUUUUGAUGUACUGCCCAGCAUCCUACUGUCGCUUCCUUAUGGUGUGUUAGCCGACCACUGGGGUCGCAAGCCCGUGCUGUAUCUCGGGACCUUGGGAAUCAUCCUGGGGGAGUUCUGGGUACGGUUGGUGGCCGCAUGGUCAACUGUACUGCCACUACGCAUGGUUUGGAUGACGGCUCUUUUUCGCACUAUCGGUGGUGGUGAUCAAGUGCUCACCUCCAUGGCUAUUGCGAUGGUGGCGGAUGUCUUUUCAGAGGAGGAGAGAUCAACUGCGAUAUUUCGCCUCUCAUCCUGCGUCCUACUCGCAGAAAUUUUGGCCACGCCUUUCAGUGCCUAUUUGAUGACCUUUGAUAUAUGGUACCCCUAUAUCCUCGGCCUCGUUGUAAUUGUACUAGGCACCCUGCCGGCUUUUUUCAUUCCAGAGACCCUCGCAGACGCCAAAGCGAAAUUGAAAAUUCAUCAAGAUGAAGCCCCAGUGGAAUUAAUUGAAGGUAUGGAGCCACCAGGCAAGCAACCAAUGUUGCAGGAGAUCAUCUACCAGGCCCGCGAGUUCAAAAAAUCCACCCGAUUUAUUUGGAGGGAUAGUAAUGUUUUCCUCCUUGUUCUAAUCGCUGGAGUCGGCUUCAUGAGUCGACAGUCAACGAGUUUACUGAUGCAAUACGCAUCCAAGAAGUUCAAUUGGAGUAUUGGCCAGGCCAGUUUACUCAUUUCACUCCGUGGGAUAUUUUCUUUGGCAAACUUUCUCGUUCUCAUGCCCGCAUUCAACUCCAUCGCCGGUAGGUUCUUUGACCUGCAUGGCAAAUACCGAGACUAUCGUCUCAGUCAAGCGACCAGCGUAUUCACCACGGUCGGCUUUGCCAUUAUGGCCUUCGCGCCGGUCCCAGGCAUCUUGAUCUGGGGUCUCUUAUUCCUCUCAAUCGGAAUGGGCUUCCUGGUCGCUACUCGUAGUCUUGUCACUGCCCUCGUCCUACCGAACCAUAUCGGAACACUUUACUCGGCCCUUGCAAUCUCGCAAUCAUUGGGAGGUCUCAUCUCAGGGCCCCUUUUCGCCUAUCUGUUCCGACUUGGAAUGCAUUUCGGCAAUGCUUGGAUGGGUCUGCCGUGGCUGCAGGCCUCUGUCGUCUUCAUGCUAGUUUCGAUCGUGGCCUGGAAUAUUCGAGUGCGUGAUCCAUUGUCGCAUGAUGAGGAGGAACCACUUCUUGCCGAAUAA